CAAUAUUCAAAUAAAGCGCCAAACGGAUAUAUUUUUCAAGAUUUUCGGUCAUGCGCGAGCUGCCCGGGUACCAAUACACGUUUCACUUGUAGGUGAUCGGCUACACACAUUCAUAAUCGCCGACUAUCAGUACUCGGAAAAUCACGGACACAGGGAAAGAAAAUCACGCACACUUCCACCCAAUCUCUGUUGUACACUGUGUAAGUAUGGGGGUUUCACGCACACUGGCACCGCGUCAACCCUGCGAUGCUGUGUACAUUAGUCUCAUUCUGGGUACCGUGUCGCAAGGACGUGUAUUUGAUCAUCAUUUUAUGACGUACGGGAGUGUAACGAUGUGAACUCGGUAUCAUAAGAGUUAACUCGAGUGUUAAGCCUUUCACACUUUUUUAUGGAUAGUGGAUGCUUCAAACUUUUUCAGUGUAUUUAUGUGGAGUGUUGAUACAGUUGUGUGAAAUUUUAAAGGAAAUGAAAUCGGCAUUCUUUGGAUAAAUUAGUAGAGAAUGCACCCAAAACGCGACAGGCACGGCAUCGAAGUGGGGCACAACAAAUGGAGAAUGAGUUGAGCCAUGGGUGCUAUGUGGCGGACGUUGGAAAUGCCGGGCUGGCGCGUCAGCUACAGGCUCGAGAUUGGGCUCGUUGUCAUAGUCAUCAUGGUGCUUGGAUUCUUCAAUGAAAGUCAAGGAACAGCGCACUACGGCGAGGACAGUGUGGGCUCGUUCCCGUACUUUGAGUACAAUGUGCCGCGCAACGUCACUACCGUGGUCGGGCAAACUGCUUUCUUGCACUGCAGGGUGGAGCAGCUUGGAGAUAAGGCGGUAUCAUGGAUAAGAAAAAGAGACCUCCAUAUACUUACAGCUGGGAUAUUAACUUACACAUCAGACCAGAGGUUUCAGGUGAUAAGACCGGACAAGUCCGAGAACUGGACGCUACAGAUCAAGUUUCCUCAGGAGCGGGACGCGGGCAUUUAUGAAUGCCAGGUCAACACGGAGCCCAAGAUGUCACUGGCUUUUCAGCUCAAUGUUGUAGAAGCCAAGGCUCACGUGCUGGGCCCGGCCGACCUGUACGUGAAGACGGGCAGCUCGCUCAAGCUGACCUGCGUCUUGAGCCAGGGUCCGCAUGACCUCGGCACCAUAUUUUGGUAUAAGGGAUCAAAAAUAAUAGAGUAUAAGGAAGUAGAAGCGAACGAAAUCAUAGAAGAGCCGCGAGUCCGGUUGAAGACAGAGUGGACAGAACAGCUGACGUCUCGGCUGACGAUUGAGAAGCUGUUACCAGGCGACAGCGGGAACUACAGCUGCGUGCCGACGAUGGCUGAGGCGGCUUCAGUUAAUGUCCAUGUCAUUAAUGGAGAACACCCAGCUGCAAUGCAACACGGGAACGCAAACACAGCAUCACCCUGUGCUCUGUCAGUAAACCUCCUCAUCUCACUGUACUGCACUCUGGCCACCCUGUACACCAACACAGUGGAGGGCUUCAGGUGAAAACUAGAACAGCUUAAACAAAUGUUUGAGCAAUUGUUUGAACAAUUUGUAAAUUUACUAAAUUUUACGGAUUGAAUUUUAUAUGUCAUGAUAGUUGUAAAAAAAUAAUUGUGUAAAUGUAAAGUAGAACUUUGUUGUAUAAAGCUUUAUAAUAUGAAUUGGUACAUAUGUUCUCUGACUUACAAUAUCUCACCUAAUAUCAGUGUAUGUACAAUAAUAAUUGUUUCAUAAUUUUAUUUAACAAACUUUCCAAGGUUGACGAGUUUUAUGUUAUUUUGAUAUUUUUAUGCAUUUAAGCUUGUAAAAGAUGUUAAAAAAGUAAAUAAAUAAUAAUGACAGGAGUACCUACCUACAUAAAACAGUAGUUACCUACUUUAGCAUUCAUAAAAAUUGCUUAGGUGAUCAUUCAACCGUUUCAUGUGAAGAACGACAGUUUGUCCAGUUAAACUAUCAGUACUAUCACAAAGUUGUUUUGAUACCUACGUGCGUGCAGCACUGCAUGGGCUAUCAAAAUGGUUGCAGACUUUUCUUGGUCUAACUCUAUUAAUCUUUGUUACCUAUGUUAUAAAGUUUAAAAUGGUUUGACAUCGUAACGGCAUUUAAUCAUUUUGAGCUCUUUGUAAACAUUUGUAAACAAAGUAGGGUAUCAAGUAAUGUACUGAUGUUUUUUUUCACAUUAUACAUAUACCGAUAUGGUAUACUGAAAAAAGAGAGAUUUACUUAAAUAGUGUUUAGAGACAUACCGAGUACGCAAUCGUAGGUAAUGGAUAAUGGUUUUAAAAGGGUGUAAAGUCUUCAAUGAUUUAUUUAGUACAAAUGUAAUUGUUGAUGUAAGUACGUAUUUUAUUUAGUUACACUAAUUUAAUUACGCUACGCCUGUUGCCUCUUUUGUAUGCUCAUCUUAGGGUAACAUUCCAUUUCCAACGACAGCUGCACUACUGUCAAUUUUACUAUGGAAAUUGACAAUGACAGCGACGCGUUCAGUACCGGUAGUGCAGCUGCGGUUAGAAAUGGAAUGUUACCAUUAUCAUCUAUUUCCGAGCACACUGUUUUUAUUAAUGAUAAUAAUGAUUGCAUUACACCUGAAUUGUUGUAAACCGUUUUGAAUUACUAUAUAUCAUUACACACUUCACUUUUUACUACUAAAAAAGUAGACACAGUUCUUCACUUAUCGACACUACUAGCGGCAAUAAACACGACUUAAGUACUUUAAAUAAAAUUAAUAUGGAUAUCUCACGCACGAAAGUUGACAAGCACAUUUGGAAAAUACUGUAAGAUAUGAAAAUCAGUACUAUUACAGUUAAAUCAAGAAAAGACUGCAGCGAUUUUGAUAGCCCACGCAGUGCAAGUGUAAUUUUAAACGUCAAACUUCUAUAAAAUUAUGACGUAUAAAUAAGAAUUUAUGACGUAUAAAUAACACUGGCACUGCAUGGGCUAUCAAAAUGGUUUCAGACUUUUCUUGGUCUAACUCUACUAAUCUUUGUUAUGUUAUAAAGUUUAAAAUGGUUUGACAUCGUAAUGGCAUUUAAUCGUUUUGAGCUCUUUGUAAACAUUUGUAAACAAAGUAGGGUAUCAAGUAAUGUAUUUUAAAAGGCCUUCUUAACAAAAUGUAAAUAGACUUAAUUUGUUUAACGGUUAGCUAAAUUUUUUAAUGUUUCAUGUUUUGAGCGUUAGAAGAAAUAAUAUGUAAAAAUAUAGUAGGUAUAGUAAAAUAUGUUUUUGUUUCUUGAUGUCCUCGUCAAGUCUCGCCUUCUGAACUUAUUUUACAGCCUUGAAAAAUACAGUUAUGUUAUACAUAUUACCUACAUAUCUAAAUUCCAAUCGAUGUUUAAACGAAGGUAUUUUCCAACUGCAAUAGUACUUUAAGAGUAGGCACAUCAUAAUUACUUCAUUAAAUCAACUCGCGUUUCUCAUAAACGCUGGAUGAGAAACAUCUUUUAUUUAUAACGCUCAGAAAAAAAACUUUGUAGUUUCUUUAUAUUUAUUAUCUCAACCUUCAAAAUGGUAUCUUUCUACCAUCUGCUUUGAAGCAGGAACCGAAUACCUGUAUAUUUUCGUAAAUAUUUUCACUUAAAUCAGCUAAUCUGAUCAAUCAGUAUCCUUACCUAAAUACUAUUCUAUAAUAUCAAAGAAAUAUUGUGAAGGCUAUGAGAUAUUUAGAUUUUUAGUUAUGCCGGUAACGGUCUCUGCUUGAAGUCCGUAGAUAUUUAUAUAAAACAAAAUUUCGAUGUAAAUCAAAAACCUCUUAGUUGCGAAACAAAACUGUACCCCAAGUUUGUUUCUUAGAUACUUCAAAAAUAUGCUUUAAUAGUAUAUUAUGUAAGAGCCAUUAUGUUUUAAAUUUGAAGGGUAAAAACGAAAAAUGGCUGAGAUCAUUAUAUACCUAUAAAGUACCUUGAUGAUUUGAAAACCUAGUCAUGUGACUUUGCACACAAUACUUUAUCUUAGACAGCAGAAUAACUUUUUUUUUAGCUUAUGUGUAGGUACAGAAUAAGUUAUUUUAAUAAAAAAUGGUAGCAAUACGGAGAGCUUUUUAAAUCUAGUUCCAGAUUUAAUAGUGAAUUCCAUUAUCAAAUGAUGCUGAUGUAUCACGGUGUACGUUUGAAUAUUCAUUGAGAAUUAUUUUAUUGAAAGUUUAGACUGCUGCUAACUUUUAGUUUAUAUAUUUUAGUAAAAUGUUUUAGGUCAAAAGGUAGCAUGCAAAUAUUUGUACAUGUAUGUAAAUAAUACUCUGUAAAUAGUUAUUUGAAAUACACGUUUUACGGAUCAAUUAAAAACCUAAACUUUGUGUUUUACAUUUAUGUUAUAUCUGUAGAGUUUAUAAAUAUUAAUAACUAUUGGGUUUUGAGAGUUAUGAAAAUAGAAACAGAUGAAAAUGUUUAUAUAACAAUAGAGCUAAGAGGAAAUUU
Messenger RNA from Cydia fagiglandana, 4387 nucleotides. RefSeq names its product zwei Ig domain protein zig-8-like. The coding region runs from base 567 to 1478 and encodes 303 amino acids. NCBI's taxonomy places the organism in Eukaryota, Metazoa, Arthropoda, Insecta, Lepidoptera, Tortricidae. The transcript has 8 exons. The record is from RefSeq and is a predicted model, not a curated record. Gene Ontology annotation, biological process: synapse organization. Gene Ontology annotation, cellular component: neuron projection membrane.